Encephalitozoon hellem ATCC 50504 is the source of this 966-nucleotide messenger RNA. RefSeq lists its product as uncharacterized. Lineage: Eukaryota; Fungi; Microsporidia; Unikaryonidae. The transcript has a single exon. The record is from RefSeq and is a predicted model, not a curated record. The annotation marks the transcript as partial.
AUGAAAUUCAAUAUCUUAAAAAUACUUAUUCUAUUCGGCAAGAUAUCAGGCUCUACAUUCGUAGUGGAAAAAGUCGAAAUUCUUGAGUUGGAAGAAAUAGAAAGAACCAUAUUGUUUCCUUUGAUCUUCUCUGGUACUAAUGCCGUCGUAUUACCGAAUACAAAGUUCGGAGAUCUGAGAAAAGGCACGCGUGAGGAAGUAUACGCUAAAGAAUUCAUCGAUCAUAUUGCAGACAUGGUAUUAUCAUUUACGUUUUAUGAUAUAUAUUUUGAAGGAAACAGGAGGCUUGAGGCGGUGUUUAGAAGAGAGAUGGGGGAUCAUUUGAGAAAAGUGUCUCAGGAUAUGUGGAAUAUAUACAUAAGAGGGAAAAGCACGUUUAGUGAGCUUUUAGAAAUGGCAUAUAAUAAAGUAUUCCAAUGCUAUGAAAAGACAGAGAGAAAUAGAAGAAUGACAAUACUUGGAAGAAGUCUCAUUGAGGAAGCUAGUAAAAUGAUGAAUGAGGUAUCUGAUAGUAUGGAUAGAAAAACAAGAGAUAAGGUAGAAUAUUUUUGUGAUCAUAUCAUUGACUGUGCAAAAAAAUGCUGUGAUAUAGAAAAAUGGAAAAAAGUAGUUUGUACAGAAAGUAUAGUGUGUAAUGCAUCCUCGAGUCUGUAUAGUAAGCUUCCUGAAGAGGAGCUUUUGGGGCUGCUGGCUGAGGGGUGCACUAGAAAAUCUCUCAGGGAAAAAGGACUUAGUGAAGAAGAACUCAGGAAAAGAGGAUACGCAGAAUAUAAUAUUAUUGAUACUGAAUUAUUUCUAGAUACGUAUGAUAGGUAUGGAUGUGAAGUUAUGGAAGAGCUAGUCAAGCAGCUGUUGAUGGGGAAGAAAGGAAAAGAAAUAAAUAAAAAGUAUGUUGAGAAGGUUGUUCGGGUUGUUGAUGAGAGGAGGAGAAGAAGGGAGAUGGAGGCCAGUAGGCAUGCGGCUGAG